AUGUCGCUGCCCGAAGGUGUCCUAAAGAACCUCAGGAAGACGGCCGACGAUGGAUGCGCCGACCCCAAAUCCAAUAUUCCAGGAGCCAGUGUUGUUGCAGUUGGCAGAGAUAGCAAAGAGUUGUUUGCGCAUGCUUCCAUGACGCUGGACAAUGUGUUCUGGAUCGCGUCGUACACGAAGAUGAUCGCCGGCCUGGCAUGCAUGCAGCUGAUUGAGAGAUUGAAUCCAGAAUUCAAGGACUUACAGGUCCUGCAGAAAGAUGGGAAUCUUGUGGACAAGAACAAGAAAAUCACCCUGAGGAUGCUGCUUACCCACAUGGUAUCAGCUGGCUUUGGUUAUACGUUCUUCAAUGAAUGGCCCCGGGACUUCUCCCACCCAAUUGGGUCGGCCUUUUUGACCGCGACAGAUGAGUUCUCCAGCCACAUCAAAGACAUCUUGCAGCCGUUGCCGUUGGGAUUCCCGACAGCUGAGAUGAAGAAGCAGCUUGCGUACAUAAACCAACGCAACAAAUAUGGUUCACUUAUCGCUCGCGAUCAUUUACUGCGCAAGCCCUUAGUCGUGAAGCCUUCUGAAGUGAAGGAUGUCUUAAACAGUGGUGGUGCGGGCUGUUUCGCAAAGCCUUCGGACUACGCGUUAGACACGAUGUUCACCAACCAGGUCGAAAAGUUCCCCGACUUCGCUCGUCAAGGCAUACCGGCUGCCAAACCCGAUCUCACAAAUGCUGUUCCCGAGAUGUACCUAGUCGAGGGGAACCCACCUCAAGGUUGGGGCCUGACAUUUAUGUUAUCGAAUGGAGUCGGUGGUAUCGUCUGUACCCAAACACUACCUUUUGCUGACGCCAAAGUGCUCGGCCUGUUGUUCAAUGUUGAAGGGCAGGUGUAUCAGGCUCUUGGUGCCUGA
Messenger RNA from Macroventuria anomochaeta, 900 nucleotides. RefSeq lists its product as uncharacterized. The transcript is spliced from 8 exons. The coding region runs from base 1 to 900 and encodes 299 amino acids. The record is from RefSeq and is a predicted model, not a curated record. Lineage: Eukaryota; Fungi; Ascomycota; Dothideomycetes; Pleosporales; Didymellaceae.